AUGGCUGCUAGUCCCAAAAGAGCUCAGCUAUCUGAUGAAGAAGGGCCUUCAAUACUUGCCACACUCAAAGAAUCUGGCUGGACUUUGGCAUUUGGAUGUAUGACUAGAAUAGCAAUAAAGGCAGAUAAAAUGGAUCAUCACCCAGAAUGGUUCAAUGUUUAUAACAAGGUACAAAUUACUCUGAGCACCCAUGAUGUCGGAGGCUUGUCUCACAGGGAUGUUACGCUUGCUAAUUUCAUUGAAGAAGUGGCAAAAUGA
Messenger RNA from Physella acuta, 258 nucleotides. Its product is annotated as pterin-4-alpha-carbinolamine dehydratase-like. Gene Ontology annotation, biological process: tetrahydrobiopterin biosynthetic process. Lineage: Eukaryota; Metazoa; Mollusca; Gastropoda; Physidae. Gene Ontology annotation, molecular function: 4-alpha-hydroxytetrahydrobiopterin dehydratase activity. The record is from RefSeq and is a predicted model, not a curated record.